AUGCUAGCGUAUCCUUGGGGCCACCGUACAUCCUAUGUCCAAGAUCGUGCCGAGCAGUACGGACCACCUCAUGUUUCCCCACAUCCCCACGUGGCUCGCAACUACUGCGUCCGAGGUCGGUCAGUGGUUCCCGACCCUAUCCAUCGGGCAUUAGACCUGGCCAUCGGCAUUUUAACUACGCCACGCGAUCCAACACCUCGUCGCUCGAGAGCUCCGAGGCCACCCAAUCAGAGCACACCAAAACCGCUCCUCCGUGGCAGAUCGGUGUGUCGGCGAUCACCCCACCGCUAUUCGCUCGUCGCGUCUCGUCCGCGCGACAAACCACUGACCGAAGCGUCGGCGGCAGUAAUGAUUCAGACUUGUGUCUGGAGUCGAGGAGGCGGCGACAGCACGCUGUAUCGCUCCAGCCAACCUCUCCCACCUCCCCGUCUGCCAGCGUACCAGCUUACCUUUCAGAGCAAGACGUUAAAGUAA
Messenger RNA from Mesocestoides corti, 474 nucleotides. The record is from the annotation of a GenBank genome assembly. NCBI's taxonomy places the organism in Eukaryota, Metazoa, Platyhelminthes, Cestoda, Cyclophyllidea, Mesocestoididae.